Molecule: messenger RNA, 1350 nt
Organism: Pyricularia grisea
Lineage: Eukaryota; Fungi; Ascomycota; Sordariomycetes; Magnaporthales; Pyriculariaceae
Exons: 1
Coding region: 1-1350 (449 amino acids)
Biological process (GO): mitotic spindle organization
Cellular component (GO): cytoplasm; protein phosphatase type 2A complex; nucleus
Molecular function (GO): protein tyrosine phosphatase activator activity; peptidyl-prolyl cis-trans isomerase activity
Source: RefSeq, a predicted model, not a curated record
AUGGCAUCAAGUGCUGCCUCCGGGCCUCCGUUGUCCACGUCAACGAAUCCCCCAGUCAAGCCAACAAUAGGUGCCACGGCCACGGCUGCGUCUAUACCGAACCUCAAAGACCGCCUCCCAAAGCUCGAACCAAGACGGAGGCGACCAGCUCCUUCAAAUCCUAUCCCAGUACCAGAGACGCCCGACCUUCCGCCACCGACUGGCACAUCUUCAGAGAUACAGUUCAGAAUACCUACAAGGCGCAUCCUUUCAAAGAAGGAUCAUGAUUUAUUCGUUGCUUCUCCGUCGUACAAACUUAUUCUUGCCUUCGUCUUUGGGCUUUCCGACGCCGUCGUUGACAAGCCCAUCUCCGCCAUCAAAGACUCGGAUCUUAGCCCUGCGGUGCAGACCAUCAAUGCACUAUUGGAUGAGGCCUCGGAGCUUGUGAAGCAAUCCCCGCCAGAUGAACAGGGCGGCUCGCGGUUUGGCAACAAAAGGUUUAGGGACUUUCUCGACAAGGUCAAGGAGAGGGCUCCAUCGUGGCAUAAGAAACUUGGGAUUAAGGACGAGGGGGACGCAAUAGCCGAGACCGUCACGUACCUGGGCCAGUCUUUUGGCAACAGGAUGCGCAUCGACUACGGAUCAGGCCACGAGCUCAACUUUCUCAUGUGGCUUCUCUGUCUAUACCAACUUGGCGUUGUUACGAAGUCCGACUUUGCCGCGCUUGUGCUGCGCGUCUUCGUCAAAUACUUGCAAGUCAUGCGUCUCGUGCAGUCCACAUACUACCUCGAACCGGCAGGAUCACAUGGAGUGUGGGGGUUGGACGAUUACCAAUUUUUACCCUUUCUCUUUGGCGCCUCGCAGCUACUUCACCAUCCUUUCAUCACACCUCUUGCCAUUCAUCAGCAGUUGACGAUCGAGGAGUUCGGCCACGACUACCUCUAUCUCGACCAGGUCAACUUCGUCAACAGCACCAAGACCGUGCAGGGCCUUCGCUGGCACAGCCCCAUGCUCGACGACAUCUCGGCUGCAAAGUCGUGGUCCAAGGUAGAAGGGGGCAUGCGGAGGAUGUUUGUUGCCGAAGUCCUCAACAAGCUGCCUGUCAUGCAGCACUUUCUUUUUGGCAGCCUGAUCCCUGCUGAUGAGGGCAUGACGGAGCAGGACCUGGCUGGCUUGCAGCCUGAGGAUGAGGAGACUGAAGGCGGGCAGGUCGAGGUGUUCAACGAUGAGGGGGGCGUCAGGCACAUGCACCAACAGAAUGGAUGGGGCGAGUGCUGCGGCAUCAAGGUGCCUAGCAGCGUAGCGGCAGCCGCAGAGAUGCGGAAGCGAGGCAUCGGUGGCGAUAGUCUCAGAAGGAUUCCUUUCGAUUAA